Closterium sp. Yama58-4 is the source of this 3285-nucleotide messenger RNA. NCBI's taxonomy places the organism in Eukaryota, Viridiplantae, Streptophyta, Zygnematophyceae, Desmidiales, Closteriaceae. The record is from the annotation of a GenBank genome assembly.
AUGUACACAUCCACAAAUACACGCCCCACCUUGCCACUUCUUCAGCUUCCCUCCACCUUUCUCCCGCUCCCCUUCCGCUCCGCUUGCCUUCCGCCCACUUCCCGCUGUCCCCGUUUUCCGCCUCAUACUUCUGCUUACACACAACCUUCCCCUCACAACUCUCCCCUCACCUCUCUCCCGCGGGCCUCUUGUCCAGACGACAUCCUUAUAUUGCUCCAUGUGGUCACUAAGAUCCCCAGCCCGAGAGCGGUGGAGAUGUAUCAGAGCGAGGUCAACAACACCAUGUUCGUGCAUUAUGUCCGCACCAUCGUGCAGCCUAUGAUGCUCUCUCUGAAGAAGCUCGUCGAUCCCAAGAUCAAGUUAGAGCUGAAGGUUGGCCGAAACAACUCAAGAGAGAAGGGCAUCGUGGAAGAGUCGAGCAAGCUGAAAGCGACGACGCUGGUUCUAGGAACCAAUGCGCGAGGAAUGUUCAGCAUGCGGGGCAAGUCGUCGAGUACCGGAGCGUACUGUGUUCGUUAUAAGCCUCACGGGCUCUCCGUUUUUGUGAUUCAAAAGGACAAAGUUGUGCUGUAUAAGGAGUCGGAAGGUUCUCCGUUGUCAUCCGCUUCGGGGAGUCCUGCUGGCUCGGGACGUCUGAUGCCAGGCUCGGGAGGGUCUGGCCAAGGCUCGGGUUCCCUCGAACCGACCUACAGCGGCGGGUUCAACGAAUCAGGAGGAAGAAGCGGCGAGUACGACGAAUCUGGCGGAGGGGGAUACGGAGCUCCCAUUGGCGCAUCCUACGGCCAGUACCAGCAGUACCCUGCGCGCGGAGGAGCUCCGCAAGGGGGUUGGGGCGGCGGCGGCGGAGGAAUGAACGCGCCAUACGGGGGAAUGAUGGGGGGAGGAGCGGCGCAGAGAGGCCAGUACGGCAGCAACGACUCCAGCCCGCAAGGCUCUGGACCCAUGCAGCCGUACAUGCCCGCGUCCGGCGGCGGCGGAUCCGGCAGCCUGCAGUCGCGAUUCUCCAUGGACGGGGGGAGCAUGGACAGCUCCCCCGGCGGCGGAGGUCCCAAGGGCGGGAGCGAUAUCCAGCAAGCCGCGGCGCUGUCGGCGCUGGCGUGGUCGAAGCAGGCGGCGAACACGGCGGAGGGGCAGAAGCUUCAGUCGGACUACCUGGCGGAGUUCGACGCGUGGAAGCGCGCCAAUCAGGCGGCGACUUUUCAGCAGCAGCAGGACUUCAUGGUGGAUCUGCAGUCGCGCAUGGCGAAGGCGCGCGCGGCGCUCGCGGGGCUGCAGCUGGGGGAAGGCGGAGGGGCAGGCGGGGGAGGGUCGCCUGCGGGCGGUGGCGGGGGGGAUAUGGGGGGUGAUGGUGGCGGUGGGGGAGGGAUGCAGCAUUCGUACCCUGCCGCGAUUCCUGCUCCUGUUCCGGCUGCUUCGGAUGUUCCCGCUGUUGGAGGUGGUGGCGGCGUGGAGAACGACCUACGGCGCGAGCUGGAGCUGAUGCGGCAGCGCGCGGCGGAGGCGGAGAAGGCGCGCCUGGAGGCGGAGCAGCGCGCGCAGCGCGCGCUCUCCGAAGCGGACCGCUCCCUCCGCGAGGUGGAGGCGCAGAACAAGCGGCGGGAGCUGGAAACGGCGGUGCGCAUCGAGAUGGCGUCGCAGGAGGCGGCGCGCGCCAUGGCGGCGGCGGAGGAGGCGCGGAAGCAGGCGGAGCUGGAGGCGCAGAAGACGGAGGUGGCGAUGAAGCAGGCGGCGAUGACGCGCGCGGCGCUGGAGCUGGAGGAGAAACGGCGGCAGGAGGCGGAGAAGAAGGCGAAAUCGGAAAAGGGCAGCAUGCGUAUGAUGGCGAAUUACCGCGAAUACUCUUAUGACGACAUUGUGAUGGCGACGGAGAACUUCAAGGCGGAGAGGAAGCUGGGCGAGGGCGGGUUCGGGACGGUGUUCUCCGGCACGCUGCACCACACGCCCGUGGCCGUGAAGGUGCUCAAGAACACGGACGCCAUGCAGGCCGCGCACGAGUUCCAACAAGAGGUGGAGGUGCUGAGUCAGAUCCAGCAUCCCCACGUGGUGAUGCUCCUCGGCUGCUGUCCCGACAGGUACUGCCUCGUCUACGAGUUCAUGGCCAACGGCUCCCUCGAGGACCGUCUGCUCUGCGCCAACAACACGCCCCCUCUCCCCUGGUACACGCGCAUGCGCGUCGCCGCCGAAAUCGCCUCCGCGCUCCUCAUCCUCCACACGCGCCCCGUGCCCAUCGUGCACCGCGACUUAAAGCCCGGCAACAUCCUCCUCGAUAAGAACUUCGUCGCGAAACUCGGCGACGUCGGGCUCGCGAAGCUCAUGCCGGGUCUCUCCAUGGACCAAACCUACAUGCGGGAAUCGGUCCCUGUCGGCACCUUCGCGUAUGUCGACCCGGAGUUCCAACGCACGGGCGAGUUCGGCCCGAAAUCUGACGUCUACGCGCUCGGAAUCGUGCUCCUCGAUCUCCUCACCGGCCGCAAACCCAACGUGUAUGAAGGGCUAGAAGAAGCCGUGGACGACGGAGACGAGGAGGCCAUGAGAGAGUUUCUAGAUGAAAAAGCGGGCAACUGGCCGCUGGAUAUCGUUAUGGAGGUGGCUAAGAUUGCGGUGAAGUGCUCUGAGAUGAGGAGGAAGAAGCGGCCGGAUCUGGAGACGCAUGUCAUGCCGGUGCUGGACCGGGCGAGGGCGAGGGCGGUUCAGGCGGAGGAGGAGGCGAGGAAGACGCCGGCGAAGCGGUCGCUUGGGGAUGCGCCCAGCAGCCUGUUCUGUCCCAUCACUCAGGAGAUGAUGGUGAACCCGGUGCUGGCGGCGGACGGGCACACGUAUGAGAAGGAGGCGAUAGAGUCGUGGCUGGAGAGCAGCGACCGCUCGCCCAUGACCAACGAGAAGCUGCCCUCCAAGGACCUCGUGCCCAACCAUGCCCUCAACACAUUCAAGACCUUCAAGUUGGGUUACAUCAGCAUCUUCACUUCAGGCUGCACCGAAUUUCAAAGUCUCCAUUUGAAGUUUUUGUGCAGGGAAAACAAGAACGGAUCCACACCGUCAGCAUUGAAAUUGUGUCAGAUUGUUCAGCAUACCAAGCAACAUAAUCAAGAUUCCGCAUCAUCCCUUCCGAAACUGGGAAUUGGUGUUGAAACUCUUUGUGGGCGCUUGAAUCUUGCUGAAGCUGAAUAUCUAAGCGUGCGAACCUGGAUUGGCGUCGGGGCAUUUGAGGGAGCACUUCGUGACAUUUGGAGAUGGGUACUCCUGCACCUAGACUCUUUACGGGGGCUUCAAUUGACGGUGCGUUAA